AAACGCUCGUCAAACUCAGUCUUUCUCUUUUGCACACUUCCAAAGAAGUGUAUGGAAUUUGCUGUGAAGGGGCCUGACCUUUGUAAGGGCACAAUUGCUGUUGUUCCGGAGCUCUGAUGUGUGUCUUCCUUCUUUCAGCGCGGACUGUGGUCAGUGAAGCGUCAUGUCGAUUAAGGAGCCACUGUGACGCAGGAGUGUUGAAACCGGACCAGGAUACCGCCCCGAGGGAUAUAUAAUAUUAUAGUUCUGGCUUAGAUGAGAAGUUCAAGAGGACGGUCAGCAAGGAAGCAAAGGUGUGUUCAACACGACGUGCCAGGUGGUCAUUACGGUGGAGGACCAAGACGAUCAGAACCCUGUGUUCAACAGCUCCAUCUACCGGGGUGUUAUCACCAGCCAGGCCACAAUGCAUUCUGUGAUAAACAUCAACCCGCCCAUUUACGCGCAUGACCCCGAUGUGACGAUCAGCGAGAAGAUUGUCUACUCUUUUCACGGAGCUGUGUACCACUACACACAAUGGCAGCCAUUGAUAACCCCGGAAACGGAUGUAGGUGCCCAGUCUACUUCCGGUCAAGACGGAGAUAUCUUGGAGAUUGAUCCAAACACGGGAGUGGUCACCUUAAUCAGCAGACCGCUGUCCGACCAGGUCUAUCUGCUGGUGCAGGCUACCCAAGUGGACACGCCGUCCAGGUACGGGGUAGCGCUGUUGGCCGUGGAGGUACAAGGCACCAACGUCAACGCCCCCAUUUUCUCACGAGAAACAUACGCAGUGGUCGUAACGGAAGUGUUUCCCGUAGAGAAAGUGGUUACCAUGGUGAUAGCCACUGACCCAGAUCCCGGCUCAAUCGUGACCUACAGUCUGACAGACUCCUCUGGGACAUUCAGAAUAAAAGAACGGUCAGGUGACGUCGUCCUUAUAAAACAGCUGAGCUACGCGGCAAAAGCUCAGUACGUUCUUACAGUUACCGCCAGCGACGGGACUAUGAGGUCCAGCACAACCCUGACUGUGACUGUAUGGCCGGUCAACAACAAGCCGCCAGUGGUCAAGACCCCAGUGUCUGACCUCAACGUUAGCUUGACCAGGCGGGAAAAAGGGGACGCUGUCGUGACGCUGCGGGCUGAGGACGAAGACAAAGGGACGACCGUUCUGUCUUUCCGACUGCUCACGUUUACAGAUCUGUUCGCGAUCAACCAGUCCGGCGUUGUGUCCGUGAGAGCCGAGGAGGACCAGCUGUCCCUCCAGAGCUAUCCAAUCACAGUGGUGGUCAGUGACGGGGGAGUACCCAGCUACGACACACCAGUCAUAGUAACCGUCAACUUCCCUCCCCCUGAGCGAGUCGCCGCGGCCAGCAUGGCUGACACGGACAACAUCCUUCCUAUCGUCCUCGGAGUGCUCGCCGCUUUCUUCUUCAUCAUCAUCGUUAUAAUGCUUGUCUAUCUGCUGAGGAGACGCUUCCGAGAUAAAGAACACCUGGACCGUGUCAAGCGCCAGAACCCAUCACGUGACCCCAAAGCUCUGACCUUCAAACAGAAACAGGGCACAGUGGGGAAAAAGGCGGCAAACCGCGUCAAGAUAGACUUCCGGGACGAGUUGUCGGAGGGGGAGACCACAGUCCAGGAAAACCCACUGAGUAAUACCAAAAACACGUACUUCAAUUUUGGUCAAUUGCAUAGUGACUCAGAAACGGACGUUUACAACGAAUCUGAUGAUAUACAGGACAAUCUUGACCCAGACACUAGCGUGGUUCCUACAGCACAAAAACAGGAACUGACUGUGUACUUUUGAGAGCCCUUAUCCAAUCUACUUUUGCUUACAAGUUACACGCACGCUGUACAUUAUUGUGAAUCUGGAAAGGACUUAAUGCCGCAAAACAAUAAAUUCUGUGAAUGACGCAAGAUGGACGGAGACAGACCCUGGUUGUUUCAUGUGAUGCAGAAUCAGUUGUUAUCCAGAAGCAUACACUAGACCCAUUUUCUUCUCAAGGAACAGGUUCUAAAAUGUCUGCAGAUCUGGACAUCCACCGGUUCUUAUGCUCUUCUUUAACGAGAAACGAGGAAAAUCAUGAGAGAGGUACAAAUGGGCACGUAUGUUGGCCAGUGUGUGGUCGUAACGUUGUGUGAGUUUUACAUCUUUUUCAACACAGUUUUUCCAAGAAGUGGGAACUGUAUUUUAAAUGUUCAUUUUUGGAAUGCUCUUACCAAAUGAGUGGCUGGCAUCAGUGGUGUAGCAGAUAAGUGUUUGCCCGUUGCACUCAGUGGGGUUGAGUUCGAUUCCCGUGUGGGGAGGAUUUUUUUUUUUUGGAUCGAGUAU
Molecule: messenger RNA, 2308 nt
Organism: Aplysia californica (California sea hare)
Lineage: Eukaryota; Metazoa; Mollusca; Gastropoda; Aplysiida; Aplysiidae
Product: cadherin EGF LAG seven-pass G-type receptor 2
Biological process (GO): homophilic cell-cell adhesion
Cellular component (GO): membrane; catenin complex
Molecular function (GO): cadherin binding; calcium ion binding
Source: RefSeq, a predicted model, not a curated record